Molecule: messenger RNA, 11806 nt
Organism: Spirometra erinaceieuropaei
Lineage: Eukaryota; Metazoa; Platyhelminthes; Cestoda; Diphyllobothriidea; Diphyllobothriidae
Source: the annotation of a GenBank genome assembly
AUGUCCUCUGAUGAAGAUCAGCACUUGAAACAAGGUAAGCUUAAUCAAGAAUUUUGUAUUCGAUGCUACAAGACGCAUUAACGCAUGGUGAACAGUAGUGGCGAUCUUUCCGUCAGGCGUACUUUCCUCAAUAUAGAUCAGUUUUCCUAGUUUCCAUGUUGUUUUACUGCACAUACCUACCUCGAACUGCAUGUUCUCUUCUUAUCUAGGCUUUGGUUCAAAAUGAAAUCCGUUCACGCGAGUACUGAGAGACUCAUUUGAUCGGGAAAACGAAAAUACUUUCUUGCCUUACACAACUUGAGUAAGGACAACACUUUAUGUAAUAACAAGUAAAACCUUUCCAGGAAUGGAGAUAAAACGAAAACUAGCGAAGUUCUGAGGACGAUAUAUUUAAGGCGAUUAAUUUCAUGCCAAAGUUUGUUGACUUUGAGGACGUUCCGUUUGCCAGCCUGGCCGGUUUUUCUUGUUAAGCAAUCGGUGUAAAAGACCUAAAACCUCACGCCUGGAGAAUGCAAGAAGUUUGAGUGCUCCUAGUAGAAUGGAGAAUAGCUUGGAAUAUUAUGUAUACUUGUCACAAUCCUGAGCAAGAUCCGAGAUUGAAAUGGCUGUUGUUACGCUCUUUAUAUUUGAAAGGAAAUAGCGGAGAGUGAACACCUCAUGCUCUGUGAAUGGUUAGUUAAUUGUCAUGAAGUUAUCAUCUUUGCAUUACAUUCUGUAAUCAGAGUGUUAUAUUCGCAAUAUGCGCGUCUUCUGCACGUCGUAAUUACGGCCUAAUCCACAGGCAUUCUAGAAAUCUAGAAAAUUCACAAUAUUCAAGAUGCAUACGGGUGAAAAUUUAGUGUCAGAAAAAGCACCUAUAGAUUGGUAAAGUAUUUUCCACGGGAUAACGAAAGCAUGUUACUUACCAGACAAGCCAGAUUUAACGGCCUGAUUAAACUGGGCAUGGAUAAAUAGUGAUAAUUGUCGUCGCCGAGUUUUAGUUUCCAUCCUUUAUUUAAAUCUUAUUUAUUUAUUGCAUACUUAUUUUACACUUGUCGUUAACAAACAUGGAGCCCUGGUUCAUUUGAAUGCCAUGUUGGUUGUUAGUGUGUUGUCUAAAUCAAUUAGAUAAUAACAUUAUAAUUGUGCACGAUAAAAUACGGAAAUCAAAGGCAUUGCGGGGACCUAAACAGGCUAGAUCGCAGUUGGUAGCCAGGACCCGUAUUACAGGUGGCGUGAGCGUUUGCUUACUGGGGCUAUUUUGUGGGGCUCCAUAAUCACAUGUGACCCAUUUGGCUUCCGUUGUACGUUUGAGGUUAGGAUUAGGGUAACGGUUAAUGGUUUCCGAUUUUCGGGUUAUGGUUAGGGUUUGAGCGUACGAUUCGUUUUCAGUAUUACGGUCAGGUUCUUCAGUUACGGCUGUCUAAGGGCUACGGGUACGUUUACGAUUUAGGUUGGGGUUGGGGUUAGGAUUAGGAUUAAGGUCGCCGUCCGUUUCCCCAUUCCUGGCUACCGACUGCGAUCAAGCCCCUAAACAAACUAUAAUAAUUAGAAUACGCAGGGGUGGAAACAUAAGUUGUAUUAUCUGGAAAGAUAGUGUCGAGGACGACGCGCUUGACGUGGUAAAGUCUUUUCCGAGGUUGAUAGCAAAACGAUGUUACUUAUCAGAGAGAUCUGAUUUAACGACCUUAAUUAAUAGUCUUGGCGAUGACCGGCCAUGAAUAAAUAAUGACACUUGGCGUCGUCGAGUUUGAGUUUCCAUCUUUCAUUUGACUCUUCAUUUAUAUUAAAUUUGUCAUACAAAAACCUAGUGUUUCGAUUCAUUAGCCUACCUUACUGGUACUUAAAGUAUUGUGUGAAUAAAGUAGAUCAUUUCUUUACAGCUGUAUCGAAUAAAUGGGAAAUUCUACAUGCCAUUAUCGGAUUCUGUUGGGUCGUUGGUGUAGACAUGGGAGGCACUUCUCACAGUCUGGUCUUCGGUAGUAGUUAUUACCCGACAAAAUCGCAUGCAAGCAGUAAUACUGUGCAGCAGGCGUGGUGAUUUACGCGUGAAUUAGCUUAUAAUGAGAGUAUACUUUCACAGCAUCUACCGCACUCUCUCAUCCUACCCCCACUUAGGCCUGAAUUGGAGAGAGAGAGAGAGAGUCACAAAUACCGGAGGCGGAGAGGGGGCAGGUGGAUGGCGCGGCCGAGCCUGCACCUUGGCGUCCCACCCGUGGUCCGCACCAUACACUGUAUACCCAUCGAAACGCACGCACAUCCACCGGCAGGGAAGCAGGUGUCAGAGCACUGCCAGCGUACACCAGGCGGCGAGGGUCAUGGUUUGACGAUCAUGGAAUAGCAGACGCUCACGGUCCUUAAGGCCUUAAUAGUUUAUACUGUAUAACACACCGACACUAGAAGCCAAACACUUUUGCUCUGGCAACUAAAUAUUUUCAUUUAAAUUCGGGACCACACUUACCAUCGCAAUUUAUAUCCGACGAAAGGGUGCAUUUUGUCAUAAAAUCUUUUUGGGUCCCGAAUAAUUCUAAACCUGAUUUACCACCACGAUUGCAGAUCCAGUAAUCCCAAAUUACAAGCACUGUGUGGAAAAUCCUAGGUUUAUAACGAAGGCGUCAUGUAGGCCUCCGUGUAACUUGCAGUGAACGCAAACCAUGAUGCAUACUUUAUAGGCGGUAUCGAUAUGUGAGCAUAUGGGCACCUUAUGAAAGUAUGCUUCAUGGCCCUGAAAAAUCCCAUAAUUCGAGACUUUUUGAAACCAGGAAGACACUCUUCCUUCAAGCACAAAAUUCUGAAUAACCGUAAUUUGCUGUAAAAGGCAGUGAAGAAAUAACACUCUCGUGCAUGUCUUCUGUAAAGGAGGUGUGGGGCAUCCCCUUCGAACAGUGGGAGGGCAAUAAAUCCUAGUGGAUCUCCUAAGACGCUUGAGCUAAUCAAAAACAUAACCCAUAUAAAGUCCUCCAUCACUAGCGGGUCUCGAGUGCGGCACAUAGUCUCUUGUUUGGCGGGUGAUGUGGGGUAUAUUCAACCUCAAGCCUACAAUGUACAUAAGAUUUGUCCCUCCGACUGCGAGAGAGUUUUUUGUGUCCUUGAUUGGGAGGGCUCUAAUUUAGACCAAUACUUAUACAUCGAAUUUCAGUACAAGGAGUAGGUUCAUCAGAAAAUCAUUUUGAGCUGGGUUCAUCAAUCCGUCGUCAGAAGGAGCGAAUACUGAGGAGUGAGAUAAGCGCAUCGAGGAUUUCGAGGCUACAUCGACAGAACCAACCUCCACUUGACGGCCUUUAUACAGGUGCCGGAGGUUAGGGGGGGAGGUUGAGGGUGUCAAUUAUGGUUUACUGUGUCCUGGAGGUUUGGAUUCCGUGAUAUUCUACAUGGCCGAAGCCGGACUAGAGGCUAAUGUUUUAGGGUGGGCGCAAGUCAGUGAGCUGAGAACGUAAGUCCUCGUGGUGGGCGUCUACGUCUCCAUAGCGGUCAAUGCUGUUGUUGUUGUUGUUAGAGUGCCAAUCAUCGAGAAAUUAUCGGUUCUGUCUUGUACUAGCGUUGGCGAUGACUUCAGUUCCGUCCCAAUUGAAGCGGCAAUCACAGUCAUGAGCAUGCUCAAACACGAGAGGCUAGGGGUCCCGUCGGCGGAUGGCCAGCUCAUGCUCGUUAAUGCGGGUCCCGAGUAGCCAGCAUGUGUGCCGGUCACAGCAUUGAACGCUUUGUUCCCCUUAUUACCGUCUGAUAGUCGUAUUCCGAAACGAAGAUUUGCGAUCGGCCUGAAGGUAAGAAACCGAGAAGUGUCAAUUAUCUCCAGAUUAUGUGUAUUUUCUUGUGCGCACGGGAAGUGCGCAUAUCACAGAAGGAAGGCCCUGACGAAGAUCAAGAUUUCUUGCCAAAAAUACUACUCAGUUUCAUCAGUUGGGUAGAUAUUGCUGAUAGUCAAGUCUACGCCGAAAGGACUGCCGAUGGAGACAUCAAAUGCAAAGCGCAUCGGCAGUUCAUGUCAGAUGGAUAAACCCGUCUGCCUCCACAAACAUGUAAAUUCCCUCGAAUGUUAGCCGCACAGAACAGCUUUCCAUUUCGUGGAGCACCCCAUUACUCAGGCGCCUAGAAACUCCCUCUCGUCAUUCACAAUUUCUUCAUUCCAGGCGAUCCUGAACCCUCAACCGUUCCGGAAAAGUUUACCCUCUAUGAAGCGGAAUGCUGUCCGUAUUGUCAACGUGUUCGGUACACCCUGGACUACCAUCAAAUACCGUAAGAAAGCCUUCUUUGUUCUCUUUUUUCGAACUAUUCAUGCACACACCAUUUUUGCCGAAGACCUGUUAGUCACAGGACGUGGGCUUCUAAUUCCCUUUUUAACAGAAGCUGACUGUCCACUCGGUUAGGGGCCUAGACACCUCGCUGGCGCCAGUUUCAGGGUUCUAACAAUUGAGGACACGACCUGUUGCAUUUUAAAAUGGAAUGACUGUCUUUGGACCAUACUGAACGUGGGGAACUUAGUUGAUAUUUUUAAGUAUUCCAUAACCGCAACGUGGACGACAGUACAAAGGUAGUAGUUAUCACUUCACAAUACUAUUAAUCAUGUUGCUAUUAUUUGAUGCUCGCUUGGCUGCUUUAUUUAAACUGCUAAAGUCCUGAGCCGUAGUAAGUGGAGUAGCAGAGAUCGUCUUCGAUGCAGAUGGAGAUUGCAAAAAUUGUGACUGUUCUUUUUUUAUCAUCAGACAGAGCGUGGACGGUAGCGCGAAUGUUCCGCAGAUACGAGUUGGCGCCAUUAUGAACUGAAGAGCUAAAGAAUUCGGCAGAUAUAAAAAGGCAGGUCGUUUAUAUGUGGAGACGCAACGCCACGGUAGUUGAAUCACCAAGGCGCUAACGCCCUGCGCCUGGAUUUCAGUCGACGUCAUCCUGCAAAGGGUCACUUAAGGCAAUCCCAACUGAUUCAUAGAUGUUUUAGCAGAUUUUAAAUAAUUCAUAUUGACCCAACUGUGAAAAACUCGGCGCCUCGGUGGGAUUCGAACCCACGCGGUAAGGGGAAGGCUUUAGCGCAGCCAACGCUCUAACCACCUGAGCUACGAGGCCCCGCCGGACGACGCGAGUUAAAUCACAUUUGGGUCAGGUUACCCGUCCAACAUACUGCAACGUCUGGAAUUCACUUGCGUCGAUUUUACAGUCAAGGAAAUCGUACCUUUAGGCUACAAAACCUUUAAAAUCUACACAUAAUCUUGAACCCGACCAUUGCCCAUAAAUUUUUACUAUUGCCUACACGUCUUCCAUAGUCUUUACGCCUGCACGCCCGUGAAUGAUUUUUGCUUCUACACCUAACUGUGGAAUGUCAGCAACAAUUGUUGUACUCAAAUACUUGGUCGUUACCAGUGAUUCUGUUUCCUCUUAGGUAUGACCAUGUUUUGAUAAACCUCGGCACCAAACCCGGCUGGUAUUUACGACUGUAUCCGGCGGGCAAAGUCCCAUUGCUGCACUAUCGUACUGAACAAGUGGCCGACUCGGAUACUAUCAUGAAGUACGUCGACCAGUUCAAUGGUGACGAGAAUUCUCUCCUGAGCGUAUGCGGCGAGGAGGGCUUUAAGAUGGCGUUGGAUUUGUCAUCCGCCGUAAGUCUGUUGAACUUCGUACUCAGGAGUGGAUUCAAAAGUAUCCGCUAACCCAGCCAUUUCUAGUCCCUCACUGUCUUUUUUGAAGUGUCCGUUUCUUUACUACGCCCUCACUGGAAACAUCAUCAAAAGCAAUAACAAUAAGAGCGUUGUCACUGUCAACAACGAUAAUAACCACCGUCGUUGCCGCCGAUGUCCACCACGUCCUCCAUAGCAGGGUAGGACAUGUGCGUGACUUAGUUUAUAGUAAUAGUAGACUUGCGCAGCAACAACCGCACUCGCUCCCACCCCCACCGUGACUCGGUGUCAAGAAGACUAGAGGCGGCAGGAGACACCUAGGCGUACAGCCACACCCACUAGUCCGCAACACACACCAACCAGGAUUUGAUGCCAAAUCAACUUAGGUAGGCCACCCUCAUCCCAAUUGGCGCGGCGUGCACCUGCAACUAGACGUGCCAACACACUCCCAGUGUUGUUAUGGGUGUGCAUUCCCAAUUACGCUUGCCGGGGCCCCUUUUGGCCACCGUGUUGGUCCAACGCAUUUACCAAGUGGCCCGCUUUAGGGCCACUACUACUAGAUCGAGAAGAAUGCCCGCAUACCUAGGAAGCUUAUGUGGGGGGGGGAUCAAGUAUAUGCGCGGGGUAGGAAAAAACCUAUGGAGAGGUUUUCACAUUAGUUUUAAAAGUGGGCGUUGAUCGGUGGAAUUUUUGUCCGGCCCUUCGUCAGCAGAAUUACCUGUACCGUUACGAAGAGUGGCUGCUGCUGAAAUGUCUGCAUUGGCUCAUUUUUCUGCACCGCCCAUACGCGGUUCUUUAGUAAAAGGAAAGUUCAUUUUUUCAAAAAAUAAAUCAGCACGCAGAGCAGGCAGGUAGUCAAAAAAAUACUCGGAAUAUCGCUAGAUUGAAGAAAUACGCCUGCCGGUAGAGCAGGAAUAUCAAAACGCCGGUGAAUUUGUCAGGCAACAGUUAACGCAUUCUUAUCCUGCGCAAUUGCUUAGUCCUUUCCAAUUUGUUAAACUUUAGUAUUUAGAUUGCAGUUUUCACAAAGUUCACUUUCUACGACGGCAAGUUUAGCGGCGGAUUUGACGUCCUCGGUAAUUCUGCUUGCUACCACGCAGUUCAUCCGAGCUUUUCGAAACGCACAAAUGGACACUGUUACAUGAUGCAGUGGCCACAGAAUCACUUACCUGUACUUUAUUUUCCUGUCUAAUUUUUCAUCCACGCGCAAUUUGUGCCCCUACAACAACCACCGUCAUCACCAUCAUGACCAUUGAUUAUCACAACCAGCACCAAAAUCGCCGUCAAGGUAACCACAGCUGACAAGACCAACACGAUCACCACAACCACCGUCACCAUCGACAUUAUCAGCAACAUCAUUAAUAACGACAUUAACAGGAGUAACACCCUCAAAGUCUGAAGCGGUAGCAGCAGCAUCGAUAUCACUUCAAACAACAAAGAUGUUCAUAAGUCAGUUUAUUAAGGGAAUGAGGCUUUCGCCCUUGAGCUCCCUAUUCAUAUCGUUAAACAGAUAUAAAGUCAUCAAUUACAUCAGCAAAUGCGAAAAGUUAAAAAGUACGCGGCAAGUGUGAGCUAGGCGCAAACUGCCGCCGCUAAAACAAUCAUUAUUGUACGUACAGUAGGUUCUCAACAAGUGAGCGUCUAGUCUGCACUUGAAGGAUUUGACACUUUCGGAAAGAACGACGGCGUCAGGGAGUCCAUUCCAUGCCCCGAUGACCCUGUGAGAGAAGGCGUUCCGUCGGACGUCCGAAUGAGCCCGCUUCCUUUGCAGUUUGAACGGAUGACCACGCAGACGGUCAGUCCGGGCCAAUUCAAAGAAUUCAUCAAAGUUUAGGGCACACUCACGGCUUCUGACAAUCCUGUAGGUUUGAAUGAGAUCGCCGCGCAGUUGCCUGUAAUUUAGAGGAAAGAGAAUUAGUUCGGUCAGCCUGGUUUCGUAAGGCAAAUGAUGAAGAUUCUUGACCAUCUUCGUAGCCAUCGCCUGUACUCUUUCCAGUCGUUGAUAAUCUUUCUUCAACCAUGGUCGUCAGGCCUGGACUGCAUACUCUAAGUGAGACCGGACGAAUGCCCCAUAGGUUUUUCCGAACAGCUGUUUAUCGAUCUGCACAAAUCCUCGCCUCAGUGCAAAUAACACCCUUAUCGCACUUUUGGCUGCCCUUUGACACUGUGAAGAUUGUUUCAGCGAGGAGGUCAUUAGGACGCCCAGGUCUUUCUGUUCCACAACAUUUGAAAGGGGCUGACCACCAAGGGCGUAUUGAAAGGAAUCGUCCUCCUUACUGGCCCGUCUGGUGCGGAGUCUCAGGACCACACAUUUGUCCACAUUAAAAUUGAGGAGCCAGCGAGCUGACCAACUGUUUAGGCAGUUGAGACUGUCUUGAAGCGCGUACCUGUCUGCUUUAGAUCUGAUGGGUCUCCACAGCUUAACAUCGUCAGCAAACAUGAUGGCGCUGCAUCCCAGGUUGUCGACGCAGUCGUUAAUGUAAACCGGGAAUAGCAACGGCCCUAAGACGGAGCCCUGGGGUACACCACUUAGAACGGGAGUAGGAGUUGACCUUGAGGCCUCAAUGCACACGGUUUGCGAUCUCCCGGUAAGAAAAUCUGUAAUCCAUGUCAGCAGCUUUCCUCUUAUCCCAAUUUCCGAAAGUUUGUAGAUUAGGCGUUUGUGUGGGACGCUGUCGAACGCCUUCUUAAAGUCUGUGUAUAUGACAUCAACCCUCCCAUCCUCGUCCAGUGCGCGAGUCCACUGCUCCGUCGAGAGCAAUAAACUGGACAGACACGAGCGGUAAUGUCGAUCAGCAUCAUCGGAUCCUAAGCGUUGUUAUUGUUGACAGUAUCAACAAAAUAACUUUUUUCAUCAUUGCACCAUAAUUUGCACCGAACGCAGCAACGGCGCAAUCGACAAAGAUUGCAAUGGCGAUCAUAAUAAUCAUCCUUUAAUAGAUACUAAGCCAUUUCUGCCGUUAUGAUCGACGGUAGUUUUUAUGGUCGUCAAAAUUGUCGUCCACAUUCCGGUGUAAAUACCACGAAAAAUGGUCUGACGAACAUUAUACGAGUGCACUGAAUCUCGGCUACAGUAAUGGGGAGUUCGAUUGCACUGAACUAUUAUCUUAACAUCAGGUUCCAUUAAUAAAGAGGACCAAUUUCAACUAAGAAAUCUCUGAGAGUUUUUUGACACUAAUAGGAGCAAUCAUUACCGCCGCGCAAUCUUCCAUAAUAACGACGUUCAGUCAUGUAAAAAUCAAGUUUGCACGAAUACCCGGAGAAAUUGUCUGACUGUAGUAGGGCCACUUUUCGCUACCUUUAAUGUCACGUUUGUGGGUGCCUAUAAUAGCAAAUAUAAUAAAACUAGAUUCUAAUAACCGCAACUACAAUUGCAUUAAGCACCUACAAUGGGGUUAGCGGGGGCACAUUGUGUACUUACUCACUGCUAUUAUUUGGCUGUCGGGCUUCCUCUUCAGUCUUUUUGCUACACUUUUGGAAUGCAACCCACCUAGUUGAUACCAUUUGCACUGGCAUCCAACGCUGAAUGACCUUUAUAGAAGUGCACUUAGAGAGUGCAGACAAAUGCCCGGGCGUUUAUCUGGAAAGAGAGCCUGUCUGCACUGAUUGCUUUCAAAGUGAGUUGCAUAGCCCGUAGCGCAUACUCCAAGUGAAUGGGGUGGACACGCGGUCUGCCAAUGAACACGUUGGUCCAGCAAGCUAAAACGCAGAAGUCUGUCGAUGUAGGACAGUCAACAGUUUGGGGACUCCCAUAUUAGAAGAAAGCGAGGACAGACCGAUGGAUAAGCCUUCACUGAAGCAGAGAGCGUGCAGACAGCUCCGUAAGCAGUAGCAGUUAGUGUUUUCGCUAGGCAACUCUAGUCCCAGGCCUUCUGCAUUGUCUGCCACGAAUUGGAAGUGUGUGCUGCUUCGACCGAUCAAUAAAGACAGAGGCAUCGAUUGGCUUCACGGCGUCGCAAGCCGGACCUUGAGUCACAUAGGUAGAAGAACCUGGAACGCCAGGGGAAAUCGGCGACCGUGACGGCGGGUAGCCACAAGGCAUCACUACAGCUGAUUUUCGACCUUCAUAUCAAACUGCCUUCAUUGUCCUAAAAAGUCAGACCACUUUUCGUUCUUCGCAUGCCAUUUAGAUUGCUCUUCCACGCUACAAGAUAUGCUUCACAACCGACGCAACCAAGGCCGACGUCGAUGCACUCAAGAACGCCCUAUCAAAUCUUGACAAGGCCAUUAAGGGACCCUACCUUCUGGGUACGUCAGUUUAUCAUCGCAAGGUCUUUGCCUCCUAUUCAGAAUUGCAUUGCAGUAAAAUUGCCCUCGAAGCCUUUUACAAGUUAAACGCCUCAUCUCGCCAUCCUUAUGUGAUGUCUAUAAAGUUCUUUUUCAAUCCUCUCCUUUUUGAUGCCUGAGAUAACAUCUGCGGAGAUAAGUCCAUCCAAGUUGGCAGCAAAAAUGGCACCCCAUUUUUUUCCUUCAUGCUCGUCUCUUCUACCCGUCUUGCAUGACUUCGGUCAACUAUCCGCGUGGUUUUUUGCCAAGAAAAAAAAACCAACGAUUUUUAUGAUCCCGUAUAUUUAUCACAAUAUUUUUUGGGGAAGUUCAAGUCGGCGAACGUACGUUUUCAAUUAUUCUUCAUCAAGCACGUACACUAAUAUAGGUCUUUUUAGAGCAGAGAAAUUUGAGAAGUAAAACAAGUUAUGAGCAUUAGUUAUAACUUGGAGUAAAUGUGUUCAGACUUGUGGUACAGCAGGACAAUUAUUGUCCGGUUUCUUUCCGUGGUAUAGGGGGAAGGGGGAGGGUGUGGCGUGUACGAACCACCUCGGGGUCACCAAUUUGUGGCGGUCAAGGCUGUGAGAUCAACUUAGACAACACGCUCUUCGUUCGUUUCGUCUAAUGUAAUGAGUCAUGAAGCUGUGUGGAAUAGUUUAUUCUGUACACAGGGUAGGUUGUCGUAAGUUGGUUUUUUGCAUGCAAAAGAGAUAAGCGUCCGUUCACGGAGUCUGUCAUUCGCGGUCUGUAGUUUACGCGGGAGUGUAUGUCUGUGUCAGUAGGUGGGGCUGACUGGCGGAGUGCUGGUCAUGAGAUUGGACGGAUUAGAGGAGGAUUUGGUGGACGCAUAAUCACAGGGGCUCACAAGUAUCAAGUCAGGUCGUCUGACGCCCGCGAGGUGAUAAUAGUUUGUGAGGGCAGUCGGGAGUCACUGCAGCUGGAUAGGAGGGGCCCCAGUUCUAGACGGCGGAGGUUGUAGUGUGUCAACGAUUGUCGCGGCCAUCGACCGACAAAACGGAGCCGGAGAAAAGGGAGACUGGAGCGACUGCUACAAGCGUAAGUGGUAUGGCAGUCUGACUGAGUUGUGCUUCUGUUUCGUCACUGUGGCGCGAGGUGCCAUAGUGCGGGUCUGAAUUUUCAUGACUCACCUCUGACCGGGGUAAUAGGAGGACUUUAAUCAAGGCCGUCUGCGAACACAAGGCUGGAUUCGUUAGUCGUAUGGCCACUGCCUCCACCGUCGCAAGUAUCGGUUGGCGCAGGGAACUGGAGCGCCUUGCGACAGCGGAUGCGGAAGGCCUUCAUUAAAGCCGUCCUAUUACCCCGGUCAAAGCUGAGUCAUGAACAUUCAGACCCGCACUCUGGCACCUCGCGCCACAGUGACGAAACAUAAGCACAACUCAGGCAGACUACACUGCCAUUUCCCCUCCCCCUUCCCGUACCACUAACAGCGACCAGACUAUAAUUGUCCCGCCGUCCCACAAGUCUGAACACAUUUACUCCAAGUUAUGACUACUGCUCGUAAGUUUUUUUACUUCUCAAAUGUCGCUGCUCUACAUAUUAAUGUACUGGCCAGAUGAAGGAUGAUCGAAAACGCACGUUCGCCGAAUUGAACUUCCUCAGUGUGUCAAUUGGAAUCCUCACGGAGCUUAAGCAAUUUAUUUUUUUCUUGAAAAACCGACCGACUGGCGCCCCUUUUUUUCAAUUUUGAAGGUGAAAACCUGAGCCUGGGUGAUCUCGCUGUCUUUCCUUUCCUCAAUGCGUGGGACUUCGUGAUGGACCGAUUGCUGAAGUUGGACGAUGCCUCCGGUGAUAGCGUCGAGGCGGUCGCCUCUCAGUGGCCUAAUGUGUUGGAAUACCGUCAACUUAUGAAUCAACAACCCUUUAUCACGAUGAAUGCCUUCCAGGAUGAGGACUUUGCAAAAUUCGUGGACGAACACAUCGUUGCGAAUGCCUAG